CUCGGUCCUCAGGACUCCACCCACUUAAUGUUUCCCUGGUCUGGUGACAUGGAAGAUGUGAACUGUGUGGGGUUCUGAGGACCGAAAUUGAGAAUCACUGCAUUAAUGUCAUUUGGAAGGAGGCCAUGCGGUGUAUUUAUAAAAGUGCAUCUGUGUAACAUCGAUUACUGAGCUAUGGAUGGGAAUAGGUCAACAGGAAGUAAUUGCUCUCAAUGUGAAGAUUUUCCAUCUGCUGAAGUACCAUCCCAAGAGAACACUGAUCACGUGACAAGUUGUAUCCCUAAAGUGGCCCAAAAGGUCCAAAAUGAUAGUGAACUGGUAUCAGACUUCAAACGGCUCAAACUGGAAAGAGAUGUACAGAAGAACUGGGACCUGUUCUACAAGAGAAACAGCACACAUUUCUUCAAAGACAGACACUGGACAACAAGGGAGUUUGAUGAACUUAAAGCUUGCAGAAAGUUUGAGAACCAAAGACUGACCAUCCUAGAAGCAGGAUGUGGCGUAGGCAACUGUUUAUUUCCCCUCCUGGAAGAGGACCCUGGUCUGUUUGUUUAUGCCUGUGAUUUUUCUCCUAGAGCUGUGCAAUUUGUGAAGCAAAAUCCUUCUUACAGUACAGAUAUCUGCAAAGCUUUCCAGUGUGAUCUGACUAAAGAUGACCUGACGGAGAACAUUCCUGCAGGCAGCGUAGAUGUUACCAUGUUAAUCUUCGUCCUCUCCGCUGUCCAUCCCGACAAAAUGCACCUUGCCAUAGAAAACAUCUACAAGGUGCUGAAACCAGGUGGCUGUGUCUUGUUCCGUGACUACGGACUGCAUGACCAUGCCAUGUUACGCUUUAAACCUGGAAAUAAACUCGGAGAAAACUUCUAUGUGAGACAAGACGGGACUCGGUGUUACUUUUUCACUACAGAACAUUUGCAGCUUCUCUUCACCACAGCGGGGUACAAGGAAGUCUCUAAUGUGUACGUGCAGCGGGAGACAGUGAAUAAGAAGGAAGGCCUCUGUGUGCCGCGGGUCUUUGUUCAAAGCAAAUUUUACAAACCUCAAUGAGAGAUGUUAUUUUUUUGUAUAUGUAAUUACACUUUUUUUUUUUUUUUUU
Molecule: messenger RNA, 1096 nt
Organism: Pseudophryne corroboree (corroboree frog)
Lineage: Eukaryota; Metazoa; Chordata; Amphibia; Anura; Myobatrachidae
Gene: METTL6
Product: methyltransferase 6, tRNA N3-cytidine
Exons: 6
Coding region: 175-1047 (290 amino acids)
Source: RefSeq, a predicted model, not a curated record